This is a messenger RNA of Hibiscus syriacus, 1892 nucleotides long. RefSeq lists its product as uncharacterized. NCBI's taxonomy places the organism in Eukaryota, Viridiplantae, Streptophyta, Magnoliopsida, Malvales, Malvaceae. The record is from RefSeq and is a predicted model, not a curated record. The transcript is spliced from 8 exons. Bases 121 to 1434 code for a protein of 437 amino acids.
AAAAUCUAACCUUUGCAUCAUAUAAAUUUGUUGGCUUUCUUUCCAUCUUUUCUUUCAUUCCAAAAACCCAAAAUCACAGACCAAGAAGAAAGAUCGAUUUUUUGGUGUUAGAAAACUCAAAUGGUUGUUUGCCAAGCUUCAAAGAUCGAUCUCCCAACUCCCUUCUCCUCACCUUCUUCUUCUAAAGCUCCGAUAUCUCUCCUUUUUGAACCCCAUUCUUUUUCCCUUGCCCUUCUACACUCUGAUUCUUCUCUUUCCCUUUUUCCUUCUAUUUCUUUCCCUUUCUCUUCCAACAAAAACUCCCUUACCGUUCCUUCUCCUUCAUCGUCCUACAGUUUCCUUCUCCAAAAAACCCAAAAAAAUCCUGACCCCAGAGUCCUUUUCAUCGUCGCAGGUCCUUAUAAAGGUGGUUCCAGGGUUCUCCUUAGGUUUUUUCUUUAUAAGAAUGAUGGUAGGAAGGCUUUUGAGAAGGCUAAAGUUGUUGUUCCCAAGCAAAAGGGUAUUGAGUUUGAUGAUAAAGUUGGGGUUUUGAUUGAUGUCAGUCACGGUUUGAAACUCAUUAUUUCUGGGUCUGUUAAUUUCUUCGCACUGUAUUCAGUCUCAAGCUCCAAAGUUUUGAUCUUUGGGGUCAAAUUGGUGGAUAAUAUAGAUGAAAUUGUUGACGGGGUCGCUUUUAAGCUCAUGAAAUUUGCUGUGAUUGAUUGUUUGAAGCCUGUUUUUUCAAUCGGUAUUUCAUUUGAGCGGUUGGUUUUAGGGGAGGAAAAUGGGGUCAAAGUUUGGAAUUUAAGAGAAUUGGUGAAAGGGAAAAAGGUCAAGAAAGUGAAGAAUUACGGUCUUUCAGAUGGUGUAAUUGGAGCUAACAAUGGUAGAUCUAGUUGUUCAGAUAUUGUUCCUAAUAGCUAUUUGGAUGGAAAGAUUGAAAACCCUACUGUUUCAGUGAACCCAAGGUCUGGUAAACACAGACAAGGAUUGGUCGAAUCAGGAGUGUUAUUUGUGCCAUUUGAGCAGGAGGUUAAGGGCUUGACAUCUAUGAAAGUGCCAUCUAUGUCCUUGAAGGCAAUUUCAAUUCAACCAUUGUCCUCGACGAGGUUCUUGGUCUUGGAUACUUCUGGAGAUUUGUUUGUCUUGGAUGUAACAGACACAGCUCUUGGAUCAAAUGUCACCAGCUACAUGAGGCGAUUGCCACAUGUUAUGAAGGUGCAUAAAAUGGCUGUUUUUCCUGAUGUUUCCUCAAGAAGGCAGACUGUUUGGAUAUCAGAUGGGCAUCAUUCCAUGCACGUGGUGGACAUUAGCUCUGCUGUGAAUGAAACUGAUAAAAGAGAGAUUGUUCAAGCAAUUUUUACUAGCGAAAAGAUCCAAGAUAUGAUACCUAUGGCUGCAAACAGUAUUUUGAUCCUUGGACAAGGAAGCUUGUAUGCAUAUACAGUCUCCUGAAGUGGUUGGCAACCAUAUCUUUUUGUGCGGUAAUUUCUGUUCCUGGUUGUGUUUUGGUGAUUUUAUACCCUCGAUUUGUUCCCAGACCGAGUUUUUAGUGAAACAAAGGAGUCUAAAGUCAUGAUCUGCAGUUGUCUCGUGUCUAAUGGUGCAUAAGACUUCGAGGACAUCGACCUCUUGAAGAAUCAAUUCGGAUGCUGAGGGGGUCACAUCUUGGUAACUACUGCAAACACCAUUUACAUCAAAGCCUCAACUGAAGCUAUUUGGUCGUUGCAUCGGUCCAUUUCAUCUUUGCCACCAUGCAAUUAAUUACACCUUAUGUUGUUGAGAAGCUGAGGUGACAAAAGGAUGGCAGCUAGUGUGUAUGAUCCUUUAUCAAACUCCAUUGUUGUGUUUCUUUUAAAGGUCAGUCACUGCGUCAACAUCUGAGCAUUGAAAUUUGAAGGGGCGAUUUUCUA